AUGGGACAAUUCGCCAAUUUCAUCUCAGGAGCACGGGUAGACCCUAACUCGGCGCCACCCUACCUGCUCAAGAUACGGUCCUCGAAGCUGUUCAUCCUAUCAACGAUAUGCAUAGCAGUAUUUACAGACAUCUUCUUGUAUGGGGCGAUAGUGCCAGUAAUUCCAUUCGCGAUCCAAUCCCGAGCAGGUGUUGAACAGUCAUCUGUUCAGAGUUAUGUAUCAAUAUUGCUGGCUUGCUACGGAGCCGCACUGCUUGUGCUGAGUCCUGUGGUAGGAUGGUACGCAGACAGAAGCUCAUCGAGACGCUUUCCACUUCUGAUAGGCUUGCUAGCAUUGGCAAGUGCAACCGUCAUGUUGUGUCUCGCUCGUACAGUCGCCUUACUUAUUGUGGGACGUUUGCUGCAAGGCUUCAGCGCCGCCAUAGUAUGGGUAGUGGGAAUGGCACUUCUCGUUGACACCGUUGGCGAGAAGGAAAUCGGAGAGACCUUGGGAUGGGUUUCCAUCAGUAUGUCAGUUGGCAUUCUGCUGGCUCCCUUAUUGGGAGGAGUGGUAUACAACAAAGCAGGCUAUUACGCUGUGUACUACAUGGCAUUCGGUCUAAUUGGCUUGGAUAUUAUACUCCGUUUGACCCUCAUUGAGAAGAAGAUCGCCCGGCAGUGGUUAGAUGACGAAGCCGAUACGGAAAACAUGUCUGAUCCCGAACAAGGAUGUCAAGAUUCCCAAAACACGGAGGACGAAAAGCCCAACGUCGUGGAACCCAGCGAUGGUAACACCCAUGAGUCGAUCCCUGAACCUGCAGCAAGCCCUACAACAAUCCCCAAAAUCCGGUCCAAAUGGCCCCCAGUCCUCACCCUGCUAAAGUCCAGACGUCUCUUGACUGCACUUUGGGGAUGCAUUGUCCAAGGCUCGCAAAUGACAGCUUUUGACUCUGUCAUACCGCUCUAUGUACAGCGUACAUUCCACUGGAAUUCCAUUGGAGCAGGCCUGAUUUUCCUCGCCGUUUUUAUCCCAGGAUUCGCCGCCCCGUUAGUAGGCUGGGCGACCGACAAGUAUGGACCUCGCUGGCCAACGGUCAUCGGUUUCACCAUGGCAAUCCCGUUCUGGGUCUUGCUCAGAUUCGUAACGUAUGACAGCUUGGGCCAGAAGGUUCUGCUCUGUGCUUUGCUGGCGCUGAUCGGUGUUGCGUUGUGUCUUACGAACCCACCUCUUAUGGCAGAGAUCACGUAUGUCGUGGAAGCGAAAGAGAGGCAAGAACCAGGACGAUUCGGAGCCAAUGGUGCGUAUGCUCAAGCUUAUGGCUUGUUUAUCACUGCAUUCGCGGCUGGCACACUAAUAGGUCCUGUCUGGAGUGGUUAUGUUGAACAAGCGGCUGGAUGGGGAACGAUGUCGUGGUCGUUGGGGUUGUUCAGCAUCUCGGGUGCUAUUCCAUGCUUCAUUUGGACAGGAGGCCUGAUCACUCAGAAUAAUGCCAAAAGUGCUGAAGAGAGAGCUGCUGGGAGACCGCAGCCUGUGAUACCGGGAGCGGAAUCCAAUGUGGUGUAA
Messenger RNA from Mollisia scopiformis, 1542 nucleotides. Its product is annotated as MFS transporter-like protein. Gene Ontology annotation, biological process: transmembrane transport. The transcript has a single exon. The record is from RefSeq and is a predicted model, not a curated record. The coding region runs from base 1 to 1542 and encodes 513 amino acids. Gene Ontology annotation, molecular function: transmembrane transporter activity. Lineage: Eukaryota; Fungi; Ascomycota; Leotiomycetes; Helotiales; Mollisiaceae.